Lactuca virosa is the source of this 1398-nucleotide messenger RNA. The record is from the annotation of a GenBank genome assembly. Lineage: Eukaryota; Viridiplantae; Streptophyta; Magnoliopsida; Asterales; Asteraceae.
CAUAAAUACAAGAAAGUCAAAAGGGAAGGAGAAUGCUGAAGCCUAGGCCUUAAAAAAGCCCUUGCCUUUUUUUUGCAGCAAUUCUCAAGAAUCCAAAGAGCAAAAAUCAAAGUACCUCAACGCUCAACCCUCUUUCUUUUUUCCCUUUUUUCAAGGGACGGUUACAAAGUCCACAAGAAAACCUAAAACCCUUCUUCACACUCGAUACACACAUCUAAUUUUAGUAUCUCUGUGUUUACACAUCCUAUUUAUUCAUCCCCAAUUUCAUUUUGUAUUGUGCUUAGCUUUCUUCUGAAUUUGGAAGAUUUGCGAUCGAUACCGAAAUUGAAGGGGUUUUUUGUUAGAAAAAGUGGUUGAUGUCAAGUUGUAGAUUCAGGUGUUAAGGGUGGCUGAAUUACUCCAUGGGUAAUUUAUGCUGCAAUUCCGUUUCAAAGUUUGCAGGCGGCCAAUCAUCACAUGGCACGGGUAAGGGGCGGGGCCACCAAGGAUCCAUCAAAUAUGGAUUCAACUUAGCUAAAGGGAAAGCUAAUCAUCCAAUGGAAGAUUACCAUGUGGCAAGAUUUAUUCCUCAUCAAGGACAUGAAAUUGGACUAUUUGCUAUAUAUGAUGGCCAUUUGGGAGAUAGUGUUCCCGCAUAUCUUCAAAAGCAUUUAUUCUCCAAUAUCCUAAAGGAGGGUGAAUUUUGGACAGAUCCUAGUAGGGCAAUUUUGAAAGCAUAUGAAAGAACAGACCAAUCGAUUCUUUCUCAUAGUCCUGAUUUGGGAAGAGGUGGAUCCACUGCAGUUACUGCACUUUUAAUUGAUGGUAGAAAAUUAUGGGUAGCAAAUGUUGGAGAUUCUCGGGCAGUUCUUUCAAAAAAAGGGCAGGCCAUUCAAAUGAGUGUUGACCAUGAACCCAAUACUGAAAGGGGCAGCAUUGAAAACCGCGGAGGUUUUGUCUCCAACAUGCCAGGAGAUGUAGCAAGAGUGAAUGGACAACUAGCAGUUUCACGUGCUUUUGGGGACAAAAAUCUCAAGAAUCAUUUACGUUCUGAUCCUGAUGUAACAAAUUCUGAUAUUGAUGCAACUACUGAAAUUCUCAUUCUUGCUAGUGAUGGAUUAUGGAAGGUUAUGACAAAUCAAGAGGCAAUUGACAUAGCAAUUAAGAUCAAGGAUCCACAGAAAGCAUCAAAGGAACUAGUGGCAGAAGCAUUGAAUAGAGAAAGCAAAGAUGAUAUUUCAUGCAUUGUGGUUCGUUUUAGCUGAAGAAAGAGGUAUAGCUUUAUGGGGUGGUACUAUGUGCAGUAUAAGGUGUACAUUUGGGGGGUUUAAGACUUUAAGUUUGUGAGUUGCAACUCAAAUAGAGUAAAAAAAGUUCCGAAAUUUGGGCAUAAAAAAGGUAGCUAAGUUAUAUAUAUAU